CGAAGUGGGUGACCGGUGUGGUGAUGGAGUUGGUAAUAGUGAAGGCUCGAGCCCAACUGAAUCGUCUCGUGUCGGAGAAGCGGAGGCGAGGCGGGGGCGAGGGCGAGGGCGCGCGGCGGCGCCGGCGCAGCAUGGCGCACGCGCCUCGCUCGCCCGCGCCCUUACUCGACGCCGCGGGCUUCAACGCCUCGCUGUACAACGCGUCGCGCUUCAACCUCACGUACGACGCUGACUACGACCAGCUGAACGGGAACGCCACGGACGACGAUAACCACUGGUUCUGCGCGAAGUGGACCAACGCGCAGCAGGACUUGUUUCAGGCAGCGAAUCUCUGCUUCGCGAUCGCAUUCCUCGCGCCGAAGAGCUUUAAGCAGAGCAUCCUCGUGCUGCGCGCGCUCGCCUGCGCCGGCGCCGUGCUUAUGGGCAUGUGGGCCGGCGCUGAGGUGUGCGCACCCGACGUUCUGGCUUGGAGUCUGGCGUUAGUGUUCGUCAAUUCUGUACACACUAUCUUCUUGAUCAUAAGGUUUCUUCCCCCAGCGCUCUCGCUGGAACUCACCGAGCUGUAUCUCAAGCUCUUCAAGCCGCUGAAAGUGAACAAGAAGCACUUCCAAGAGCUGACGCGCGAGGCAAAGGUGCUGCGGCUGGAGCCGGGCGAAGCGUAUGCCGUGGAGGACGUCACGCCCGCGGAUGAGAGGCUCUCAAUACUGCUGAAGGGGAAAAUGCGGGUCAGCUGUGACGAGACGCACCUGCACUUCAUCCAGCCGUACCAGUUCAUAGACUCGCCGGAAUGGGAGGCCAACCGCGAGCAAUCUGAUGACGUCUUCCAGGUGUCCGUGGUGGCCGAGGAGGUGUGCACGUGCGUGUGCUGGCCGCGCAUGCGCCUGGAGCGCGUGCUGCGGCACCGGCCGGCCCUCAAAGUCGUGCUUGAUUGUCUCAUAGGAAAAGACAUAACCCUCAAGCUGUACUCAGUAAGCGAAGGCCUAAGCGCAGGACCGUCAGACCGCGACGCCGAAACGUCGCAUUUGACGCGCUCGGCCAGCGUCGACGCUGUACAUGAGGGUACGCGGGGACGCCUGCGCAGCCUCGCGUGGCGUACGCGCUCCACCAGCAAGAGUAAUCACAAAAAUGUCUCUUUUACAGGCAGUUCAUACUUCCAGCCAAUGGUGGCGCGCCAGUUCCUCAAACAGUCGCCGUUCGGGCGCGGCGUGCCGCGGCUGCUCACGCAGGCCUCCUCAGCGAGCCUGCAGCCGCCGCGCCGCCGCAGCCCGCCGCGGCGCGCGGCCUCCUUCCGCCGCGGCAGGGAAGUCAAGUUUGCUGAGGCAGCGCACGAGAUGGUGUGACAAGGGCCGCGGCCCCAGCAGGAGCUGGAGCCGCUGGUGACGCCUCACUCUUCGCCCCUCACACCCGCGCGGUACCCCUGACCGAGGAGCGAGCGAACGAUUUGCACCACGGACUUUUAAAGGCUAUCGCAGUGGAACUGUGAGAAAUUAUGUUAUAGAACAGACGGAAAUCUCAAAAUUUGUUACAUUUUGCUUAUAAAGAUAUGUCCACGCCACCAGUAAAGUUUCACAUUCAAUUAUUUGCUAUUCAGAUCAUUGAACUAUGAUUACUACGUACAGAAUUGGCAC
Messenger RNA from Cydia strobilella, 1628 nucleotides. RefSeq names its product blood vessel epicardial substance-A-like. Gene Ontology annotation, molecular function: cAMP binding. Gene Ontology annotation, biological process: skeletal muscle tissue development; heart development; regulation of membrane potential. The record is from RefSeq and is a predicted model, not a curated record. Bases 24 to 1340 code for a protein of 438 amino acids. NCBI's taxonomy places the organism in Eukaryota, Metazoa, Arthropoda, Insecta, Lepidoptera, Tortricidae. Gene Ontology annotation, cellular component: sarcolemma. The transcript is spliced from 8 exons.